ACGAUAACACGAACAUUUACACAUGUUUUGCACUACACUAUGAGAGCUGUUUUUGUCUUUGUAUUUGCAGCUAUAAUUUUAGGCGCUUCAGGAAGAUGUAGAUUUUCAAAAUACGGAUGGUAUGUUGAUGACGAUGGAGAUUUCAAGACUGGUAAAUACUAUGUCUACGUUUACUGCAGUGGUCGCUGUGACUAUGAACUCAAGACUUGUGACUAUGUGUACCACAUUGCAAAUAGUCUGAGUACUGGGGCAAUUAUAGGCAUAGUCAUUGGCAGUUUAGCUGGCCUGGCAGUAUUGGUCACUAUUUGUAUAGUAGUGGCUUGCGUUUGUGCUCGGCAACGUAGAAGUCCAGGUCAAGUUAUUUAUACCAGUCGUCCUGGAAACACAGCUGUCGCAUACAGCAAUACCACAAUGCAAUAUCCAGCUGGAGUACAACAGCCUGUUUAUACAGUUUCUACAAUGAAUGAAAACAUCAAACCCCAGUAGUAGAGAGUGGCUGAAAAAUGAUCAAAACAUCAUACAAGGAUUAAAUCGAAUAAAAAGACUUAUCGUCUUUAAAAUAUGCAAACAAGACCUUACCUCAUUUUAUACAUGUUAAUGAUACUGUAUUGUCUGUUGCUUGUGUGUUCAAACGAAAACCUACUGAAAGAAAACUCUGUAUAUUAGUCAGAAGGUGGACGUUACAAAAUCAUUGUGUGAAUCAUACAGAAAAACUCUCUAUAUAAUACUUGUAUGUGUGAAUUUAAUCUAUAUGUGGAAGUUAACAUUUAUUUCUAAUGCAAAUACAAUUAUACAUAAUUCU
Messenger RNA from Saccostrea echinata, 802 nucleotides. RefSeq lists its product as uncharacterized. NCBI's taxonomy places the organism in Eukaryota, Metazoa, Mollusca, Bivalvia, Ostreida, Ostreidae. The record is from RefSeq and is a predicted model, not a curated record. Bases 40 to 486 code for a protein of 148 amino acids. The transcript has 4 exons.